CCUACGUCCGUAUUCUCGCCAGACGCGUCAGCGACACCGUAUUCUUGCGACUCUUCACCACACCUACCUCGAAGCCCAGCAGCAGAACCUGCUCGAUCUCGACGACCCUCAGCCAGCGCCUCCUCCCACCUCGCACUUCUUCCCAAUCAUGUCACGACUGAGCAUUCCUCUGGACGCCCUGACGUCCAGAUUCUCCGGGCGCUUCGAUGGCCUGCGGUCGCAGUCGCUCUCCUCGCGCUUCGCGAACCUGCGCCCCAUUUCCGAGUUCCUCGAUGUGAAGCGCCUCUCGAAGCCCGCCAAUUUCAGCGAAGUGCAGAGCAGGAUCAACUACAACUUGGGCUACUUCUCGAGCAACUAUGCGGCUGUCUUUGUCAUGCUCAGCAUCUACAGCCUGCUCACCAACAUGAUGCUGCUCUUCGUCAUCUGCCUCGUGGUUGGCGGCAUGUACGGUAUUGGCAAGCUCCAAGGCAACGACCUUGAGCUCGGCAGCUGGCGCGCCACCACCUCCCAGCUCUACACCACGCUGCUUGUCAUCGCUAUCCCACUCGGCUUCUGGGCUUCUCCCUUCGCCACCGUUCUUUGGCUCAUCGGAGCCUCGGGCGUCACUAUUCUGGGCCAUGCCGCAUUCAUGGACAAACCAAUCGAGUCAGCUUUUUCCGAGGAGGCGGUCUAGGUGGUCGGCCGCGAGCUCCUUACACUAUGCCCCCAUGGGGAAGACCGCCAGGGGGACGAGGGGCAGAUGUAGGGAGAUAUUUGCAGGAGGUGGAGGACGUGUAUAGAUUUCAAGAAGUGGACAGCGAUGACGAGAAGAAUGGCGUUAUGUCAGAUCCGGCUCAUCAAAGGGUUUCCAUCAGCAAGCAAUAUUUCAAUCCGGAUGAGCUU
This is a messenger RNA of Trematosphaeria pertusa, 882 nucleotides long. Its product is annotated as prenylated rab acceptor PRA1. Gene Ontology annotation, cellular component: Golgi apparatus. Bases 149 to 673 code for a protein of 174 amino acids. NCBI's taxonomy places the organism in Eukaryota, Fungi, Ascomycota, Dothideomycetes, Pleosporales, Trematosphaeriaceae. The transcript is spliced from 2 exons. The record is from RefSeq and is a predicted model, not a curated record.